CGAAAGGUUGCAGAGACACAAAAACCCUUUUUUUUUUCUCCUCACCUCUUCGAAAAACCCUUCUCUCCUUUUGCUUGGCGGCUGCGUCCACACAUCUCACCACACCUCUCUCCUCCUUCUCCUCUCCCUAAACCCUAGAUUCGAUCUGGGUUUCUCUGAUUCCAUCUAGGGUUUCUAUCUAUCCUCUCUCUCUCGGUCGCAUCCCGCGAAGAAUCUAUCAAUUCGAAUCUGUCAAAUCAUGGCUACCGUUGCUUCUUCACCUGCUGAUCAAUCUGCGGAUAUGUUGCAGAAACUUACUUUGGAUUCACAACCCAAAGGUUCGGAGAUUCCCGAGCCUAAGAAGGCUGCUGUUUACCAGUAUGGAGGUGUGGAUGUACAUGGUCAACAAGUCCCUUCCUAUGACCGAUCAUUGACACCACUGCUCCCCAGUGACGCCGCGGAUCCUUCGGUUUGCUAUGUUCCAAAUGCCUACCAGCAGCCCUAUUACUAUGGAUAUGGUGCGAGUGGUCAAGAUUGGAGCGAGUUCACUGGCUACAACCCUAAUCUUGAGGGUGUGGAAAUGAGUACUGGAGUUUAUGGAGAGAAUGGAUCCGUUGUGUAUCCUGGAUACGGGUAUGCUGCGUAUCCUUACUCCCCAGCAACUAGCCCUGCUCCACAGGUUGGCGGAGACGGGCAGUUGUACGGUGCUCAGCAGUACCAGUAUCCUACCUUUUUCCCCACUGUACCUUUUGCUACUACCCCUGCCACCCAGGGAGAUCUCUCUGCAAACAAAGCUGGUGGUGGUGUGAAGACUCUACCUGCAGAAAGCAAGAAUGUUGGGUCUGCUGCUGGUGUUGGGGCAAAGGGAAGCAAUGGACCUGCUCCAGGGAAACCGAAUAGCCAGCAGACCGCCAUUAACAAUGCCUCGAGCAAUUUCUAUGGUAAUGGUGGUCCUGGAAGUGGCUUUGCUACUGGUUAUCAGGAUCCUAGGUAUAGCUAUGAUGCGUAUUAUGGUAAUCUGUCGUCUUACGACGCCUCUAAGUAUUCGGAUGGGCAGAGAGCUGUUACUGGUGGUGGAGUUACAUCCUCCUAUUCGAAGGGGGCCAGUGUGCCUUCAUCCAGGAAUCAAAACUACCGCUCAAAUUCCAGUUACACUGGUGUGCACCAGGCUGCAGCAAUGGCAGGCUACGGUUCAACUCAGGGGUUGUACAACAGGAUGUAUCCAAACAAGUUAUACAGCAACUAUGGUAGCUCGGGGAGAUCUGCUUAUGGUUCUUCUGGGUAUGAUUCAAGAACAAACGGAAGAGGAUGGGUAAACGCAACGGAUAACAGAUACAGAAGCUGGGGAAGGGGUAACGGUAACUUCUAUGGAAAUGAGAACAACGGAGAUGGUUUGAAUGAACUCAACAGGGGACCUAGAGCAAAGGGCACAAAGAACCAGAAGGGUGAUUUAGAAGAUAGUUUAGAGGUUAAGGAGCAGACUGGUGAAUCGGAUGUAACCGAGGCUGUGGAGGCGGAGAACACAUGCAUUGUUCCUGACAGAGAAGAUUACAACAAAGAGGAUUUCCCAGUGGAUUACGAGAAUGCUAUGUUCUUUGUGAUCAAGUCCUACAGUGAAGAUGAUGUGCACAAGAGCAUCAAGUACAAUGUUUGGGCUAGCACACCAAAUGGAAACAAGAAGCUUGCUGCAGCGUACGAGGAUGCUCAGAAGAAGCCUGGCGGCUGUCCUAUCUUUCUCUUUUUCUCGGUCAAUGCAAGUGGACAAUUUGUUGGGCUUGCUGAAAUGACAGGACCAGUUGAUUUCAAUACGAACGUGGAGUACUGGCAGCAAGACAAGUGGACUGGCUCAUUCCCUCUCAAGUGGCAUAUUGUCAAGGAUGUUCCAAACAGUUUGCUGAAACAUAUCACCCUCGAGAACAACGAGAACAAGCCUGUCACCAACAGUAGAGAUACACAAGAGGUCAAGCUGGAGCAAGGUUUGAAGAUUGUGAAAAUUUUCAAGGAGCAUACUAGCAAGACUUGCAUUUUGGAUGACUUCUCCUUCUACGAGGUUAGGCAAAAGACGAUCUUGGAGAAGAAAGCCAAGCAGCAGCAGACUCAGAAACAGGUAAGUGAGGAGAAGACUGCAAUCGAUGAGAAAAAGGAAUCCUCAAAUGCUGAUAAGGAAUCUCAAACUACCGGUGAUGCCAAGGUUGAUGAGAAUGGGUCAGUUGCUAAACCAGUUGGUGUGGUUGCAAAUGGUUGCUAGGUUAGUCCAUGUAGCUCACGGCUUGAGCAUUAGAGGCAACAAGAGAGCAGAAGAUAACAUUCCCGUUUACAUUUUCUCUUGAGAACAAGGUAGUGCUGUGAGCUUUGAAGCAUGGAGGGAAGGAGCUUUAGUACCUGAGAUCCGUUUCUUUACCCUUUAGAAGUUCAAAUCCAUAGUUAUUUUUUUCAAUCUUUUCGUUUUCUCAUUUUCCCCUCGUCUUCACAAUUUUCAGUUUUUUUUUUCUUUUUUCAAUUUUCUGUUGAUCCUCCUACCCUGUAAAAAUGCUUAUAGGACCUAGAGAAAAGGACACAACAGCAGGGUGGGAUUUGUUUUCAUUUCUCUUGGAUUUUAGGCAGUUUUUUUGUUCUUCUGUUUCUUGUUUUUGGUUCCGAAAUUGACUCUGUUUUGAGUUUUUUUAUUUGUCUGAGACUUGGCCUUGGCCUCUUUUCACCUUUCUUGCUUUGGAAGUUAAUUGAAUCAUUCCAGUUUAAAA
Messenger RNA from Raphanus sativus (radish), 2720 nucleotides. Its product is annotated as YTH domain-containing protein ECT2. NCBI's taxonomy places the organism in Eukaryota, Viridiplantae, Streptophyta, Magnoliopsida, Brassicales, Brassicaceae. Gene Ontology annotation, biological process: mRNA destabilization. Gene Ontology annotation, cellular component: cytoplasm. The record is from RefSeq and is a predicted model, not a curated record. Gene Ontology annotation, molecular function: mRNA binding. The coding region runs from base 239 to 2227 and encodes 662 amino acids. The transcript is spliced from 9 exons.